GGUGAGGUUACGCCUCCCUGGAGCCCCGCGCCGCUGGCUUUUCAGCGACUCGCCAGGAGCCUGCGGCCAGAGCCCCAGACGGCGCCGACUGUGCGCUCCUCCGCCUCCCUGCACCGUGCGCCUCGCCCAUGUCUCAGUACGCUCCCAGCUCGGACUUCAAGAGGGCUUUGGACAGCAGUCCCGAGGCCAACACUGAGGAUGACAAGACCGAGGAGGACGUGCCCAUGCCCAAGAACUACCUGUGGCUCUCCAUCGUCUCGUGUUUUUGCCCCGCGUACCCCAUCAACAUCGUGGCUUUAGUCUUCUCCAUCAUGUCUCUGAACAGCUACAAUGAUGGAGACAUCGAAGGAUCCAAGCGGCUUGGGAGGAAUGCCAAGUGGGUGGCCUUCGCCUCCAUCAUUAUUGGCCUUCUCAUCAUUGCUAUUUCUUGUGCAGUUCACUUCGCACGAAAUGUCUGAGCAGCCAGCAGUCAGCCAGGAGCAUGGACGAUGGACCUCAUCCACACACACCCCAAAGGAGUUUCUGAGGAAUGGAUCCUUGACUUCAGACUGUGAGAUCUUUUCCUCCAGGACUCUCCCUGGCAAAUGAACUAAUAAUGAAAAGAAAAAAAAAAUGUCCAAAAUUUAGGAAAACCAGGCAGCAAAGCCAGGUCAGCUAGAGUCAUUGUUUUUUCUUUUUAAGAAAGAAAAUCAAGUCUCACUCUUUCAGUUUAUCAGAAGCCAUUGUGUCCAUGUGUCCAUUCCUCUUCUCCAGAGAUAAGCCUCAGAAAAUCUCAUUACUUCUAAUGGGGGAGGGGGGUCCAGGUCCGGAAGGAGAGGGAGGUUCUGGGAGGAGCAAUGGACGCUGGUGUUUGCGAUGUUGAGCACGUUUGUAGCAUGUUUAAAGUCACCAGACAGAGCUGAAUUUGUGGAUUGUUUCCUUUGAUUUUUACAUGUUGCAGCUUCGCUUCAAUCUUCAGUAGCUCCUCCUCCAUCAGUUCCCCAGAGUUCACCGUCCCAUCUUUGAAGACUCAGAUGAAGGAGCCUUCUGGUCUUUUGUCUUGAUCUCACUUUUUGUAACUCCCUCCCACCGACCCCUUCCUUGCAUCCACCCUGGGUGAACUUGACCACAGCCACAGUUUUCACUUAGAUUCUGAGAAUGUACUUAGUGGUCAAUUCCAGGUCCACGGCCACCUUUCCCAUCCCAGUUUUGGGAAUAUACUGGCUGUGUUUAUGGAAUGUGCUUUUAUUCAAUCUCUCUCUCUCCUCUUUCUCUCUUUAGCAAGUCUCAGGCAAGAUCUUUGAUUUUCCUGGAUGCCACCUGGAAAUGCCACCCACUGUAUUUAUUUUCUGUCAAAUGUAAACCCUUUAGGUGUGACUGUACGGGUUUAACAAGGCCACCAUUAUUCUGCCUUCCAGAAGACGUUAACCCCGUGUGCAAGACAUACCGCUGGUGGUACACAAAGAUAAUUUUUAAGUCAUUUAAAGCCACAACAUUAAGUGACACUGAAUCACAAAGAACAUUUGCCCUUUUCUAUUCUUUUUCAAUCCUGAUUACAGCUCAGAGAAAGUCUCUGUGUAGUGCUCACGGGUCCUUUACACCUUUCUGAUCCUUUGGCUCUUUUUCCUUCUUAAUAAAGAAAGAGCAGGCCUCAGGUUCAAAGUCUUUUGUUUAAAUAGAAUUUAAUAACUUACUGGCUUUUGUUUUCAUUCUAUGUAUUUUAUUAAUUACCUUCCAUUUAUAGCUGUCUACUUAGGGACAUUGUUUUCUGUUCAAAUACAUUUACUUAAGAAAAGGAAGUGGACUCAAAGAAAAUAUUAAGUGGUUAACACAACAGGUGAUAGGUAUAUAUGUCACAAAUAACUUCAAAAAAAAAUAACUUCAAACACUAAUAUUAGAAAUAGUGAAAAUAACUUUCCUAAGCAAGAGAAAAGGCAGCUUAUUGUAAGUGAAUGAACAAGAGGCUAAGUCAAAACACCUGAGUUCCAAAGCCUUUUUUGCCACUAACUAGCUAUGCAAGCUGAUUUUAGGCAAGUUUCUUAUUAGCCUUCUGUGCCUCAAAUUUCUUCAUCUGGAAAAUGGAGAUAAGAACGCCUGCCUACUUAGCUCAGAGUGUUAUUAUGAGAAUUCAUCACCAUGAUAGAUAUGAUUGCCCCUGGAGGGAAAUUCUAAGUGCUAUACAAAGCAUUGUUCUUAGAUAUUGUGAAUCUCAGGCAUUUGUUAAAAAUCCUGGACCCUCGCAAAAAAUAAACACUGAUGGACACCAGAUUCCACCUGUCAUUUUUCCCAGAUGUCCGUCACGAGCCAGCACUUGUCCCAGGAGGACAUGAAUCAGGGACACCAGUUCUCAGCACACAGAGAUCCUGGCAUCAUUCCAGUAUAUGGGAUCCUGAUUUCUGUUUCUCACACCUUGUUUUUUGUUUGUUUGUAUUUGAGUUCCUGAUCGUUUACCCAAAUCAAAUGAAGUGUUGCUGAGAGGCAGAAU
Molecule: messenger RNA, 2464 nt
Organism: Balaenoptera ricei (Rice's whale)
Lineage: Eukaryota; Metazoa; Chordata; Mammalia; Artiodactyla; Balaenopteridae
Gene: TMEM233
Product: transmembrane protein 233
Exons: 3
Coding region: 129-458 (109 amino acids)
Cellular component (GO): membrane
Source: RefSeq, a predicted model, not a curated record